AUGUAUUUUGAUAUAAACCAGCUUUUAACUGAUAUUAGUUCUGCUAUUCUAACUUAUACUAAUAAUCCUAUACCCGAGUUACCAAAAGUCGACAUUGAGACUAGUCCCAAGAUAAGUGAUAUUUGA
This is a messenger RNA of Diversispora eburnea, 126 nucleotides long. Lineage: Eukaryota; Fungi; Glomeromycota; Glomeromycetes; Diversisporales; Diversisporaceae. The record is from the annotation of a GenBank genome assembly.